AUGGACGAGAAUGGAAUGACACCGCACAGAGAGCAGCGGUUCGUCAUCGCUGUGGACUAUGGCACGACGUAUACAGGCCUAGGUGUCGCCUACGCAACUCCCAACUCCAAUUAUCUCCCGCUCGACGAGAUCGACCUGAUGGAGGACUGGGGCCACAACAUGGGCAACCACAAGAAGAUCCCCAGCGUCAUCUCCUUCUCGCCGUCGACCGAGGCCAUGGAGCAGCAGUGGGGUUACGACCUGAGCGAACACGCCAUCUCGGUCGUCCACACCAAGCUGGAACUCGACCUGCAGGACGUGUCGGGCGAGCUGGACCUCAUGCUCCACGCCCUCGACGGCAUGUGCGACUUUAGCUUCCAGCACAUCAAGGGUGCCGGCGCCGAGCACGCCUUUAGCGACAAGUCCGCCGAGAGGGUCGUGACCGACUACCUCACCAGAGUGUUUGAGCACCUGCUGGCGGCGAUUGCCAAUUUCUCCUUCUCCAUCAGGAUUCGCGUCCCGGUUGAUCUUGUGGUCACUGUACCGACGGAAUGGUCCUACCGGGCCAAAAACUCGACCUUCCGCGCCCUCACCACCGCCGGUUUCAACCAGCAUAACUUCCCCAAGCUGGCCAGCGUCCUGUUCAUCACAGAGCCCGAGGCGGCGGCAAUCUACACGGCGCGGUAUCUGAAGGAUGAGGUCCGCGAAAUCUUUCUCAAGGAUGUCGUAUCAUACAAGGUCAAACAGGUGGAACCGUCACUCGUGCUGGAGAGAAUCGGAGUCCCAACCGGCGACAAAUGCGGCGCCAUCUACAUCGACAUCGCCUUCAAGGAAUGGCUGAGACAGCAGCUCGGCAACAAAUACUACGAGAAACUCGACCUGAACCAGGACCUGCAGCGCGUCAGCUCGCACACGUGCGAGAGCAAGGCCAUGCGCGAACUGAUGAAGUCGUUCGACGUGCUGAAGAAGCAGUUCCACAAGAACCACAGGGACAUGGCGCUGGAUCUGCCCGCGCCGCUGCACAAUUUGACCCUCGAGGGCCGCGUCGACUGCGGCGAGAUCAAGAUCUCAAACGCCACAAUGACUGGAUUCUUCGACUUUUGCGUGGGUAAGAUCAUGGAUUUGCUCACAGGGCAUAUCCGCCAGAUCGACAACCUGGGCAAGCAAGUCAAGAACAUCUUCCUCGUCGGCGGCUUCGGCGAAUCGCCUUACCUGCAAGAAGAGAUUGAAUUCUCGCUGCGCCUGCGACGGAUCAAGCUGCGACGGCCCGACACGUCGUGGACGGCCGUGGUCCGGGGCGCCGUGCUGCACGGCAUCGAAAAGGACACCAUCUCGAACCUGUCGAUCGCGACGGCGUGCCCGCGCCACUUUGGCAUCAGCGUCAGCGAGCAGUUCUCCAAGAUCCACCACGAGGAGCGCGACAUCACCGUCAACCCCAUCACCAACUCGCAGAUCGUCGAGGGCCAGCUGCUCUGGAUGCUCAACAAGGGCGACCUGGUCCUGUCCGACACCCCGACCACCGUCUCCCAGCUGAUUUCUCUGUCGUUCCGCGAGAACGACAAGGCCAAGCGCCACCUGACCGUCUACUCGUACUCGGACGACGAGGACCGGCCCAACAAGAUCAAGAACUCGUUGGAUGAACUCACCGUCUCGCACGUCCUCGAGUACGACCUGACGGGCAUCGACCGCAAGCUUCUCGAGAAGCCAAAGGGCCGCCACGGCAGCUUCUACCUCGCCCGCCUGAAGCUCACGCUCUCACUCUCGGCCAACCGGCUGAGCUCGGUGCUCUCGUGGAACGGCGUCGAGUUGGCCGUGGGGGAUGAGACGUGGUAG
Molecule: messenger RNA, 1812 nt
Organism: Fonsecaea nubica
Lineage: Eukaryota; Fungi; Ascomycota; Eurotiomycetes; Chaetothyriales; Herpotrichiellaceae
Exons: 8
Coding region: 1-1812 (603 amino acids)
Source: RefSeq, a predicted model, not a curated record